Myxocyprinus asiaticus (Chinese sucker) is the source of this 4573-nucleotide messenger RNA. Its product is annotated as zinc finger protein 502-like. The record is from RefSeq and is a predicted model, not a curated record. The transcript is spliced from 7 exons. Gene Ontology annotation, cellular component: nucleus. Gene Ontology annotation, molecular function: DNA-binding transcription factor activity, RNA polymerase II-specific; RNA polymerase II transcription regulatory region sequence-specific DNA binding. NCBI's taxonomy places the organism in Eukaryota, Metazoa, Chordata, Actinopteri, Cypriniformes, Catostomidae. Bases 811 to 3186 code for a protein of 791 amino acids. Gene Ontology annotation, biological process: regulation of transcription by RNA polymerase II.
GUGUGUGUGUGUGUGUGUGUAUAUAUAUAUAUAUAAAAUAUAUAUAAUUUUCUUACUGCUUUAUAGGGUUAAACUUUAUUUUCUAACUAAAGCAUAGAAGCAAACAAGUACUAAAAUAGACAGCCCGACAAAAUACAUAGUUGCAGCUUAAACUUUAUGUAAAUAUAUGGAAUUUAUUGGUUGUAUUUAAUAUUUUUUAUUUAGCUGAAAAGCCGAUAACAGGUUGUUUCAUGAUAGGUUCCCAUAAUUACGCGACUGGGGCAUGUUGUCACAGAAAGUCAAUGAACUUUGUCUGAAAUGUAAAAUAGCUUUUAUUAUUAUUAUUAUUAUUAUUAUUAUUGUGAGACACUGUUUGUGCAUAUAUUACAAAAAUACACCCACCCUAAGAAAUAUUCACUUGAGUAAACAGUGUGUGCCAUGUAAAGGAUUUGCUGUCGAACUGUUUGAUGGUACUUACACUUGAAUGAAUUCCUUGUUGGUCAAAGUUGGGCUUUGCUUUGGAAUUUGUCAUCUGUAAAUGCCAUGUCUUCUUCAAACAAGUUAAACACAUUUUGUUUUAAAUGUUACAGCGUGAACUCACUGGACAUUGCGUCCGUUCUCCGCCAGACCUCAAGAGGCCGCCGAGUGCAGCCAUUAUUUCAAAAUUCCCAAAAGGCGCGAACAACCUGCUUCCGGUUGAAUGUUGUUGUUCGUUGCUUCGGUCAACUUCACGACAACCGUUCGCCAGCGAGGUGUAACUGUUUAAUUCAGUGAUGUGAAUCGUUAAAGUUUAACAGAGACAAACAUACAGACUUAUUUUAACCGUAAAUAAUGGAACUCUUUAACGUAGAGAGUCGCGAGGCGGCAAUCCCUGCUCUACCUCUCUCUGCCCUGCGUCUGGUUGUGCCACCUCUCCGGCUGAUGUCGGCGUUUUUAUGGCAGGUGAUUCAGCGUCGUAAUGUGACACAAUAUGGGAAGCUGGAGCAGUUUGUGGUGCUGGUAACAGAGACUAUUCCAGACAUCAUGAGUCGAAGUCUGGUUAAUAAACUGAUCUUUCACCUGAGGAAAAAGGUGAUCUUGGAGCUCUGUCUGAAAGAUAAACCACCAGACCUCUGGAUCAUUCAGGCACAUCUGGAUUCACUUCGAAAUUUCACACACAAAUGUAAAGAUGUGGAAAGUGAGAUCAUCAAUAACAAAUUUGUUAGAAUGGUGCACAGCAUCUUAGAGGACACAGAAAAGAAAGAGAAUUUCAUUCAGCAUGUCUUUCCUAUAGAAUAUGGAUCAGGAUACGAUGCAGUGAUGCAAAGCCUGGCAUGGGAGUUCCUGUCUCGAGUGGAAGAUCUGCUACCUGUUCCCAACCUUAAAGAGACGGCUUCAAGGCUUUGUGGUGGCCUGUCUAUGAUGGAGGAGAUUGUGCAGCCACUAUCAGAUCCAGUUGAGAUCAAGGAUGUGCUUCAACACUUCAAAAUCAGACAACUCCUUGUGAGAAAUAAUGAGCACUCUCAAAGAUUUAUCAGUGAAAUGUCCAUUCCUUCUACAGCUGAAGUGGUUGGUUUGCCUCAACCAGUUGCACAAGAGACAAUCUCGCCUGCCGUUACCAUUGAACAUGAGGAAAGUUUACCAACCACUUCCAUCGCACAAGAGACAAUUAUCGUUGAAUCUAGUGGCACCGAGAACGAAUCAGAAACUGAACAAGCGGCCAUUACUAUAAUGAGCCCUGCUCACAGUUAUACUGAAGAGGAUGUAGCAGACAGCGAGGAGUUUACAGCAGUAGCCAGCACUGAAGAAACAGAGGAAGUCUUAGAACAAGAAGAGACAAUUUGUGAAGAGAAGGAUUCAGAGAUCUGUGAAGUCCAGCAAAUCUACCUCACUGCAGAUGGUUCUGCUGUGGUUGUAUCAGAGUUUGAAAAUGAGGUAGAGGAGACGACUCAGCUGCAGUUCCUAGAACAACCAGAUAUGAUUGAAGCAUCUGGUGUGAGGCAAGUCAGCUUAGAGCAGUGGAUCUCAGAAUUAACUGGAAAGGGCAUCUCUCUACCAGUUUUGCCUCCGAAUCCUGUUGAGAUUGUGAGGGAGGAAAUGAUCUAUGUUCCCGUCAUAGAAAGACCACCAUCUGUAAAGUCCAUCAUCCACAGAAAGAGCAGCCCACCACAAGUUGCUGUUUCCAAAAAGACAGCUGCCGCAGCUUCUGAAUCACAGACAAUGCAAGAGGAGAAACGACACACGUGUCCCGAAUGUCACAAAGAGUUUCGUUUCGAGUGCCUGCUGCGCAAUCACAUGCGCACUCACACAGGCGAGCGUCCAUUCCAGUGUUCAGACUGUGGUAAAAGCUUCCGGUGUCUCAGCUUCUUGACCAAUCACAUCAAAACACACUCGCUAGCCAGACCUUUCAAAUGCACGCAGUGCAUCAAGACCUUCCGCAAAAAAGCAGACCUCAUCAAGCACAUCCGCGUGCACACGGGCGAAAAACCGUACAACUGCACCGUCUGCGGCAAGAGCUUCUCCCAGGGCUCAUAUCUGAAGAUUCAUCGCGAAUGCCACACCUCGGAGAACCUCCACCAGUGCCCUCACUGUGACAAGAGGUUUCCGACAGCAUUCAAGCUGUCCAUCCACGUCCGACACCAUUCCAUGGAGCGCUCAUACCAGUGUAACCUGUGCGGGAAAAGUUUCAUCUACGCCAGCCUUCUCAGAAGACACAAAGGUUAUCACGCAGGUGAGCGGCAGUACCUGUGUUCUCUCUGCGGCAAGUCCUUCGUCUACAUGUUCGACUUAAAGAAGCACCAGCGCAACCAUGAAAAACCCCGGGACAAGAUCCCAUGCAGUCUUUGUCAAAAGACCUUUGCAGGACCAGAGAUGUUGAGGUGCCAUCUGCGCAUACAUACCGGAGAGCGGCCAUUCCACUGCAAAAUAUGUGGAAAAGCCUUUUCUCAGAUCGGUAACAUGAAGAGACACGAGCGUGUGCACACAGGUGAGCGCCCGUUCACCUGCGAGAGAUGUGGAAAGACCUACAAGCAUUCUUCUCACCUGAAGAACCACAUGCUCAGCCACACAGGUGAACGGCCGUGGCAGUGCUCUCACUGUGGGAGGAGCUUCAAGUUUGCUGGUCCUCUUAAGAAGCACGAGAGAAUUCAUCUGGGCGAGCGCACAGACCGCAGAAGGAGCUUUGAGCAAACCCGUGGCCGUAAGAAACUCGAACCCAAAAGCCCUUGACUGAACAUUGGAGUCUGCAGUUGAAACAUGACAUGACCAUUAAACCUGUUGAAAUAUGUUGCAUUAAUAGGCAUCAUGGUAUUUCAAUCAUGCUGGAUGACUUCAACAUACAAAUAAAUAAUUGUUUAUUGCACAGUAAAAUGGCUGAAAGCAAUAUGUGAUUAAAAUCACUCAAUACAACAAAGUAUCGUGAAUUAUGUACAGAAGAAUUAACGAAAGGUUAUGGCAUAUUUUUGUCGUUUUCUCCGAGUUCGGAAGGAGGUUACAAAAUUGCCCAUCCAGAGAAUUAAUGGAUACAUUUCAGUUCUGAUUAUCUUGUCUCCUAAACAAAGGUGGCUUAUUGCUAUAAAUGUCUUGUUUUAAGCCAUCGUAUUAUCUACUAUUCCAUAAUUACAGUGCAAUGCACAACUUGGCAAGGUAUUUUUUACACAGAGAAAGUGGACAGAAUGUGAGCUUAAACCUUAAUUUACAUAAUUUGGAUCCAACAUUUGGAUCAUACACAUUGUGCUCACUCUUAUGCUAAUGAGAUUUGGCGUCAUCCUGUGUACUGGUAAACUACAUAUUUUGUUGCUAAAUCUAGCAAAUCAAAUAUACUCAUAUCUAAUGCAUUUAUGUAACAAGGAAAUCUUUAGUGUUGCAUUUAUUUCCAGGUCAUGACUUUUCCUCUUAAAAUUGCUUCUCAUUACGAUAAAAAUAAACAAUAAUAAUUCAGUAGUGGAAGUUGUUUUUAGAAGACAUUAUUCACUCCAGGAAAAAUCAGUCUAAACCAGGAAGAUAAAGAUUAGCUAAAUUCACACGUUCCCAUUAUGUUAUAAAAUAUUUCAGUGUUUUUUUUGUUUUUUUUUUUUAUCAUAAAAUUUGCAACAAAAUCGAACUAAGCUUAUUCACAUUCCUGUUACUUGAUUUUUGAGUCCACGACUUUAAAAAACAGUCUGAGAAAAAUGAGAUUUUAUGCCAUCUUUGUCAUUUUUCAUAAUAGAUGGUUAAAAAAAAAAAAAAAAAAAAACUACAGUUACAAAGUACAAAGGAAAUAGCACUGAUUGGUCUCUGAGGAAAUGACUAAUCCAAAUAACACCUUGCUAUGCAAAUAUUAUACUGCCUUCAAAGUCAUGGAAGAAGUUGAGACAGUUCAGUGUUCCCUGUGAAAAUGUGUGAUCAACUAAAGCCACAAAACAACAGCACUGGUAGGCAAAUGUCUUUUAGAUGUGCAGAAAUCAUGUACCGGUGCCUUUGCACUCAGCUGGUCAGGGGGUUGUGUGUCCCCUUGCUCCAUCAUCCACAGGCCAUGUGACAGAAAAUACCUCAAUGUCAGGUCCCGUUUGUACCUCUCAGGCCAGAUAUGGAGGAGAAAGUCAGUCUUAUGCACACUCCACAGGAGAUUCUGUGG